Messenger RNA from Lolium perenne, 2039 nucleotides. RefSeq lists its product as uncharacterized. The record is from RefSeq and is a predicted model, not a curated record. NCBI's taxonomy places the organism in Eukaryota, Viridiplantae, Streptophyta, Magnoliopsida, Poales, Poaceae.
GUCUCCUUCCAGCAGUACGGCCUCUUCCUCACCUUCGCCCCUAGCUCCGGCAGGUGGACUCGGGUGAUCACAGACAGAAAAAGGUCGGAACGCUACCUCCCCAUCGUUGGCCGAGGCACAUAUGUCCAACAGCACAAAGCUCCGUGACAACACCAUUUAUGCCUACAAGCUCGCCUACCAAAAGAAUGAUCAGGGAGGGCCGGAGCAGCUCAAGCUGGAUCUGCCCAUCGUGAUCGACUAUGUCUGCCCGUUCACACCCGGCAAAGGGUACGGCAUCCUCACCCGCCUCGCCGGCCUCCGCAUGUGCUCUGUCUGGAUCAGUCUGGCGCAGUACACCCCGUGCCCGUGCGAGAACCUGCACGCCAUCGUCACCACCUUCGACCUCCUUGACACCCAGGACCCGGUUGAGGGAGGAAUCAAGCUGCUGCACUCAACUUACCGCCGGGUAGACAUGGUGCCCAAUCCGCCAGCUCAACAGCACUUCUGCUUUCUACAGGAGUAUGAGGACCAGAGCUCUCUUGUGCUGCAGCAACGUGGAGAAGAGGAAGAGGGUCUAACCAGUUCCCAGCACGUCAACAAACCAUCCAAGAUGCUUAGUUGUUGCAGAAACAUGAUGGAAAUGCGCUCAAUAACAUUCCCGGACUUUCAAUGCGGCAUGGACGGUGGUCACAUUGCCCAUAUGUGCUCUCGCGAGCCAGCUGAGGGGCCCUUCUCGACAAUUCCUCCCUUGGGACUCACUCGGAGCCUGCCGGUCGACCCUGCUUCAAGGCAACACCAAGUCUGUUCUACAAGUCCUGUUGUGCAUGUGAAGGGUGCUACAAUGGCUAUCAAGAAGGAUCUGAUUAUCAUUUGCCAAGCUGGCUCACGAGCAGUCAUCUACCAGACGGGUGCCAUGGAUGAUGAUGUCAAGCCCAUCGAACUGUGUUGUGCCGCAGUUGGUGAUCGUGAUUGGCACUUUUUCAAGAAUGGCUCAAAAAUACAGGCAGUCUCGUCCAUGAAAGACGGCAUGUUUGAGUUUAGUAUGAACAAGGACAGGCCAACUUGCAAGCGACCUUUACAGCGUCCUAAUGCAGGUCCUUUCGUUAUGGUUGCCAGAGUUGGCCAAGAAACCAUUGCUCUUACUGAGACUCUGCAAAUUUACCAUCAGACACAGUUCAAUUAUGGACCCACCACCUCAUGGUUGCGUUACAAGGCAGAUGAGUCGAAGGUUGUCUUCAGGAGGGUUGAUAUCUCUGGAUAUGUAGCAAUGGAUGAUGAUUCCCUUAUAGUUUCUGAUGCUAUCACAUGCUCCUGCCUUCAUUUUGACCUGGGUGCCAAACAAUGGAGUGUUGUCAUGCCUUUGGCUGCAUUCAAAGAACGCCCGCCUGAUCCUACAGAGGCCCUUUUAAAUGGUAGAUGUGUAUUUGUCGAUGGCUUUAUCUACACAUGCAGAAAAGGAGGGCUGGCUGCUUAUGAACUGCUUCGUGAAGAUCAUUCUCUGUACCUCAGCCAGCCUAUCUUUUUGCCAUUAUCACGCGUACAUUGUGUGGGUGAAGGCAUAUGUUUGGAUUAUGCUGGCAAAGAUGUGGACUCUGGUGCUACUUUGUUGUACGUGGUGCAAGAUGAAUAUUCUCCGCAGAAGUAUGGUGUACGGUCCACCACUUUCAGCAUCACCACUGUCAAGGUUAGGACUCAAAGAACAGCCAGCAACAAAAUGAAACCUGUGGGAAUCGACCAUAUGGAUAGUGUCACGCGUUUCAUACAUGAAGCCAUGGAUGUGAUAUGCUGCUUUGCAGUCUGAUGGAUGCAUGCCCUAUUAUUAUUAGUAGUAGUAUAUACUAUAUAAGCUCCAUAGUAUUUGUAACCCUACGUUUCCAUGGCACUUGACACCUCUUUUGGAAGCGAAUCCGGAGGAUCUGGACUUUUAACAUGCACCGAGAGGACAGGUUGUAGGUCUAAUUAGUUGUAUUUUGGUGGUGGUAAAACUUACAUUUCUCUAGAGCGCCUGUAUGUAAUGACUGGUGACCUUGGCUGAAUUAUAUUCCAAACAUUUUCUAGUA